AUGUCAAAACAAGGAAGUCCUGGCUAUGUUGAUCCCGAAUAUCACCGAUGCUACCAACUCACUGAUGCUACCAACUCACAAACAAGAGUGAUGUCUAUACUCUAUAGUUUUGGUGUUGUGCAUAUUGAGCUAGAUGGAAAGUGUCCAGCCUCUUGGGAUUGUGGAGAUCUUGGCCAGAUUAAGUUUCCUUUCACAACCACACUGCAACCACACUGUGGCGUACUGCCCAUACGUGGUUGUGAACAAAAAGACCCCCAGGCUUCCAAAACCAUUCAACUCAACAAUCCAACACUAAGAUCCUACAACGUUCUACAAGUUGAACCUCGUACCAUAAUCAUCAAAGACGAUGCUCAAUAUCAUUAUUUGCAAACCAACAAUUGCACACUCUUCACAAACAAUUUUACUCUUCCUCACGCCUCUCAUUUAGCUUCUUUCUACAUCAAAUAUAAUAUCACUAUCUUCAGAUGCAAUCGUUCCCUCAACGCCACACUUCCCAAAUAUAUUUAUAAAUAUUCAAAUUGUUCUGACUACGAUAUCUACUAUGGUCCUCCAAAUACUGAAAUUCCUUUGGGCUUCAAGUGGCCAAGCUUUUUAGCACCAUGUUCAACCAUUCAGCUUGCAGUACAAGCAAAACCUACUAGCAACCCCUUUCAAUUUCUGUCUGCUAGUAUCGCUAUUGAAGUUCGAUUAUCUGAUACUUGUGAAAGCUGCCUUAAUCGCGGAGAAGGCCAAUGUUUACUAGACAGUAAAGGAAAUUUCUAUUGCGCCAAAGAGAAUACAAGUUUGGCGUGGAAAUUAGGACUAGGUAUAGGACUCCCUGGCAUUAUUAUAAUUGGGAUACUGAUAAUAUGGUACUGCAAACCAAGAUGUGUGUCUUAUUUCUACUCAAAUCCAAAACAAGAGAGUGCGAGUAUCUACUUUGGGGUCCCAGUGUUCACCUAUAAGGAUCUUGAAAAAGCAACAAAACGUUUUGACCGCUCUAGAGAACUAGGAGAAGGAGGAUUUGGUAUCGUUUACUAUGGAAAACUCGACGAUGGACGUGAAGUUGCUGUAAAGCGCUUAUAUGAGCACAACUAUAGGCGAUUAGAACAAUUCAUGAAUGAAAUCAAAAUUCUCACACGCUUGCGCCAUAAAAAUUUAGUGUCUCUCUAUGGCUGCACUUCACGUUACAGCCGUGAACUAUUGCUCGUGUUUGAAUACAUUUCAAAUGGGACGGUGGCCAGUCACCUCCAUCAUCAUGGAUCAACAAAUCGUAGCUUUUUACCAUGGCCUAUCCGAAUCAAAGUGGCCAUAGAGACUGCUACUGCGUUGGUCCAUCUCCAUGCUUCUGACAUCAUUCACCGUGAUGUAAAAACAAACAACAUUCUCCUGGACAACAAUUUUUGUGUUAAAGUUGCUGAUUUUGGACUUUCAAGACUGUUUCCCAAUGAUGUGACACACGUUUCCACAGCUCCACAAGGAACCCCUGGCUAUGUUGAUCCUGAAUAUCAUCGAUGCUACCAACUUACAAACAAGAGUGAUGUGUAUAGUUUUGGGGUUGUGCUUAUUGAGCUGAUAUCAUCUAUGCCAGCAAUUGAUCUGAACCGGCAUAAGGAUGAAAUAAACUUGGCUGAUCUAGCUAUAAGGAAGAUUCAAAAAAGUGAAAUUGCUCAGCUGGUGGAUCCUUCCCUUGGUUUUGAGUCAAAUAGUGAUGUUAAAAGGCAAAUAACUUCAGUGGCAGAAUUGGCUUUUCAGUGCUUGCAACGGGAUAAAGAAUUGAGACCCUCUAUGGACCAAGUUUUGGAAGUGCUGAGGACAAUUCAAAGUUGGAAGGACGAGUUUCGGCAUCUAAAGGAAUUGCAUUUUGACAGUAAAGGUCCAUUAUCACCAGAUCAUGAUGAGAUGAAAUUGUUGAGGGAUGUGAAUUUGAUCUCUUCCCCAAAGGCUGUGACAGAUAAAUGGAAUAGCGAUUCCACUAGUCCUAAUGUUAGUGAUCAAUCGCUAAACAAAAUGUAAAUGGUACUUUGUAACUUAUCCACACGCAUGUGUAUAAUUUUGAUUUUCAUCAAUACUUAUUUCA
Cajanus cajan (pigeon pea) is the source of this 2059-nucleotide messenger RNA. RefSeq names its product LEAF RUST 10 DISEASE-RESISTANCE LOCUS RECEPTOR-LIKE PROTEIN KINASE-like 1.1. Gene Ontology annotation, molecular function: protein kinase activity; ATP binding. The record is from RefSeq and is a predicted model, not a curated record. Lineage: Eukaryota; Viridiplantae; Streptophyta; Magnoliopsida; Fabales; Fabaceae. Gene Ontology annotation, biological process: protein phosphorylation.